UUUGAAUGUUAUCUGAAUGUUAAAAACAUUCAGUUGUUCAGUAAAGCUAAAACGUUAUUUUUGAAUACCAUAUGAAUGUUCAAAACAUUCAUUUGUUCGAUGAAGUUAAAAAUAUAUAUUUUUGAAUGUUAUCUGAAUGUUCAAAACGCACAUUCUGAAAAAGAAAAAAAAGAAAAUUUCUAAAGCAUUUUUCUUGGUUAUACAAAAUAGAAAAUCUGUGGAGGAUCUGUCAUUGUUGAACGAUUCUGAACCUUGGCAAAGCCUUAGCAUUUACAUUUUACGAUUUAUUAUUAUUGUUUAUAUAUUUAAUGAGACACAUGAAUACUUAAGCUGCACUUGAAAUGUCAUUGCACCCCAUAAAAACAAACAUUUAUUUUAAGAAAGACUGUAUAAAUACAAUUUUUCAAGCAAAACGUCAACAAAAAGAAGAUCAGAUUUUAGUGUUUGAAAUCAUGUUAAAAAGCAUAAUUUGCUGGCAGAUAUCAAUUGGUUUGAUUUUUCUAAAUUCAAGCAGUUUACAGAUACACCUAUAUACAUGAUACCUUGACACAUGAUACACCUACAUGAUAAAUUAUCAUAAGCAAUAAUGUCAACUUUGAGUGUCUUUGAGUAUUCAGUCACUAGAGGGAGCCAGUUUCCUCAGCAACAUCUAUAUAGCGUCUCAGGAUUUUGGAAAGAGAUAUUACUAGGCUUGUUAAAAAUACCUUACUGUUGCAAAAGAAUAUGAUACAGAUAUGUCUGAUUUACCUGAACUUUAUGUAUUGAAUACUCUAUGGAGGAGUAGAUUUACUAGGAGAAAACUUUCACAUGAGUCCUCCAAAGAAUAUUUCUUCUUCAUCUCUCACACAGCACUACGCAUGGCUGGGUAUUAUAUUCCAGUCAUCAGGGUUACUGCAGUGCAGUGUCUGACAUCAUGAUCAGUGUUGCCUUUUCCUGGGGAUAUCCGUCACAAACACAGAGCCUGAGAGUGGGACGGGAACAGGAAAGCCCUCACUUGGAGGAGGGUGGGCUGUGCCGAAGAGCUGAGAUUUUAGCAAGGACAAAUAUUCCCUCAGACUCAACUUGCAAAGCCUGCAGGUUGAGCAAGUGGAGCUCCUGCCCUACAGCUGUUGUGGUUCAAGGGCAGGAAGCAGCUUGGUUCCCACACAAAGGCUAUAUAAAGAACACUGCUAAAAAGCAGCCGAAACGAACGCAGUCUCCGCCCCCAAAAAGACGAACUUCGUGACGGGUUAUUGUUAUUCAAAUGAGCCUCAAUAGGCGGAAUCUAGUCGCUCAGCUAUAACGGAGCUUACAGUCAGAACACAGCGCGCGGAGCAGGAGGCCAUUCAACACCCGCUCGUGGGAACCACCUAGGAACAGAGGAUUGGAGUAUGGAACACUGAAGUUUUCAGCUCUUUAAGGACCGAAUGAUAUGUUUGAAUAAUAUCGAGCGUCUACUGCGGAACGCACAAACUGGGGAAUUGUAAAUACCUUGGAGCUUGGUCUUUUAAUGUUCACUUUCCAUUAGUGAACGUUCGUUCGGUCAUUUCGGAGUCUGGACGAAGAUCUGGCUCGUUAUCUUCUACCAGAAACACAAGCGAAGGGUUGCAGUCGUCUACCUGUUGAAAUCAUGAGUCAGGCGGACAUGACUUGCUCUGCGCGUCAAAGAGUGUUUCAGGAAGCGCUCAGGAAGGGCAAUACUAAGGAACUUCAUUCUCUCUUGCAAAACAUGACAAACUGUGAAUUUAACGUGAACUCUUUCGGACCCGAGGGACAGACGGCGCUGCAUCAGUCCGUGAUCGAUGGCAACCUGGAGUUAGUAAAGCUACUGGUGAAGUUUGGUGCAGACAUCCGUCUGGCCAACAGAGAUGGAUGGAGUGCCCUGCACAUAGCAGCGUUUGGUGGACAUCAAGACAUCGUUCUUUACCUCAUCACACGGGCGAAGUACUCAUCGAGCGCGCUCUGAGGCAAUCAAAGAAGAUCUGACGCUGUACCUUUAAGCCUAUCAUAUAUUUGACCCCUUUGUGCCAAAGUAAAAGACAGCUUGUUUGUGAUGUAAUGGAUUUAGGAAAUUGAUUUGAUAUCGACAGGCACAGAAUUCAAAUCCAAAAGGCUAUUUUUGAUAAUGUUGGGUUGGUACAAUGUCAUGGAUGUGGUUUGCCAACUUUGGAUGCAUGAUGAAAAUGAUUGCUGUGUUAUUUAUAGAUUUAUUUGAGAAUAUGACAAAUUGAACAGUCGUAUCAAAGUUAAAAAAGAUGACACUAGGUGGUCCUACAGGAUGACCAGUCUCAGGGUGCGAAUUAUGGGGGGUCUGACUCCUUAAUUAAGGCUUUAACACCCCAAAAGAACAAAACAACGGUGGUCCUGAAAGUAUGCAGACCUAUUCUUUUUACAUUUAUUUCAAACAACGUUUUAAGAACUGCAAAAAAAUCUCAGAAUAUGCAUAAAUUCGAGUUCGCGUGAAGAAGUAACUAUAGCAACGAUUUGAUAACACUUUUACUGCUAAGUUCAGUAUCUAACAGUGAGUGCAUUUACACAACUAUUAGCUAUUUUAUUAUAGAUAUUCACAUCACACAUAUUUCAUGUAUUUUGUGUUUUGUUUUAAACACAUUUACAUAUAAUUGACGUUUAAGCCAACUGCAUACAAAAUAUAAACAUUGCUGACAGACAUUUCUUCGAAAAGUCGACCCCCCAUAAAUAAUUUGCACACUGACUGGACUGACAUAAAUACUCCUGUACAGAAUUACAUUAUAUAUACACAUUCUCUCUGCAUAUUGUCUAAAACAGGGACUGAUGUCUGAUACCUCAACUGUAAUGCAUUAUAAAUGGUGACAUUGCAAUGUUGGUCAUCGAGUUUAGUAUCAUAAUUAACCAUUCGAGAUCUCUCACCUCUUAAAUGAAGAUAUCCAAGCAAACACUUUCUGGCCCAGACACUACCAAAUAGGGUUGUAUUUUGGCAUUGUCUGUCAUGUAAUAAUCAGUACUUUGUUAUGGAGUUCCUAUGUGAACUGAGUUUCUGACACUAAAGCUUUUUUUGUCUUUUCUUUUCUUUGCUGAUCCACACAUUUCAAGCCACACAUUUUUGUAAUUCAGAGGUUGAGCAAAUCCAUAGAUCAGUGUAUAAACUGCACUGGAUCCUAAAGCACAUUGGCCUUGUCCUCUUAAACCCCUUGUCAACUCAGGCAAGAUGUUGUAAGGUUUAAAUAUGUUGUGACGUUUGAAAUGCUUCAAAGCCAGUAUAGAAAUAUGCAUCACUUAUACUUGAGAAUGUUUUAAAUAUUGCACUGAUGGCUGUUUUAUGAGUUGUUGGUGUCAUGCCAACUUUUAAAGAUACUAUUUUUCUAAAUAGAAAAACAAUUCUUAUUGUAUGGAAGCUCCAGGGUGGUUUUCACUCAUUUUUGCAAAGGCUUUUAUAUGCCUACUGAAUUACUGUAUGUGUAAUUAUGUAACACACUCUGCUUGAAUGUCCCUCCUAAGUAAUGUCAAACAUAUUCUAGACUGUAACAACUAUGGUAAAAUAUGACAGUGUUACUGGGUAUCCUUUUGACAUAAUGGGAGAACACACAAGUAAAGUGUCCAGAAAAAUCUUGGAGCACUUCUUCUCUGAAGUCCCAUCCUCCUCUUUUUAAGGGGGAUGCUACAUGGUAAAACCAGUGUAACAAGAAGUUGCACAAUGCACAAGUCUUUACUUGAUAAUGCCAUAACAUUUAUGACAUAAAAGUAAAAGUAACUUCUUUGAUUGAGAUAAAAGUCAAAUGACUGUGAUUUUUUUUUUUUGGACCAACUUUUGAAAUAUUAUUUUCAUCAAAGAGAAGUUUGGGAAAAGGCCUCUCAUAAUGUUUUUGUCUUUUGUGAAUUGUUAUUUUGUUGUGUUUUUAUAUCUGUUUAGCUGUUUGUUUAUGUUUCAAAUGAUGUAAGUGGUCAUAUCUUAAAUAUAUUUCUUGCUGUAUUUUGUACUUUUUGUACAAAGUCAUUUUAGAUAUUAAAUUCUGUGGUUUUA
Messenger RNA from Onychostoma macrolepis, 3979 nucleotides. RefSeq names its product NOTCH regulated ankyrin repeat protein b (gene nrarpb). NCBI's taxonomy places the organism in Eukaryota, Metazoa, Chordata, Actinopteri, Cypriniformes, Cyprinidae. Gene Ontology annotation, molecular function: protein binding; phosphatase regulator activity; enzyme inhibitor activity. Gene Ontology annotation, cellular component: cytoplasm. The transcript has 4 exons. The record is from RefSeq and is a predicted model, not a curated record. The coding region runs from base 1610 to 1945 and encodes 111 amino acids.